Kwoniella botswanensis is the source of this 303-nucleotide messenger RNA. RefSeq lists its product as uncharacterized. The record is from RefSeq and is a predicted model, not a curated record. Bases 1 to 303 code for a protein of 100 amino acids. Lineage: Eukaryota; Fungi; Basidiomycota; Tremellomycetes; Tremellales; Cryptococcaceae. The transcript is spliced from 2 exons.
AUGGAUUUCUCUUCGUCCAACGCAAACGUAUCUCGAGAAACAUGGGCACCUCGAUCGCCCUCCCCUCCUUCCAGAGCGUCUUACCCUUCUGGCGAGUACGCUGAGAGAGCUCCACCAUCCGGUCCAAGGGGUGGAGACGCUCCCAGGGAACCAAGUAAUGGAGGAGGAAGGGAUGAUUACGAUAGAGAUGGAAGAAAGGAAGGUAAUGGGUAUGUAUCUUGUUCUCCUCGUCUACAUUGCCAAGAAAGGACCAUCCGUCUAUGUCUUCAAGCGAAAAGAAAAGAGGCAUUGAAUUUGGAUUGA